AUGCCUUCCAACUUGCGCCGGUUGGCAGCAGACCAUGCUGCCCUCCACCACGAGCUACCACCGUACUACAUGCUGGCACCAGCUGACAGCCACCUCGCCGAUGACCUGUCACAGCUCGCCAUUCUCCUAGCUGGUCCGGCGGGUACUCCAUAUUCGCAGGGUCUAUGGCGAUUACAUCUCAAGAUGCCGGCAGACUACCCCAAGAGCCCGCCUAAGGCGACCUUCCGGACCAAAAUCUGGCACCCAAAUGUCGAAGAGAACACAGGCGCAGUAUGCGUGGAUACAUUGAAGCGAGACUGGCAGUCAAAACUGACCCUCCGUGAUGUCCUUGUAACAAUCUCAUGCCUCCUCAUCAAUCCGAACCCAGACUCCGCUCUCAAUUCCAGUGCAGGGAAUCUCCUACGAGAAGACUUUCAAACCUUCGCCCACCAAGCCAAACUCAUGACCUCCAUCCAUGCCCCCGUCCCACCGGACUACGCAACAGCCGUUCGAGAGGCAAAAUACAGAGGCGAAGAUCCGGACUCCAUCUCCGAGGAGGAGAAGAAGGAGGAAAGAGAGACAACAGCCCACCCCCGACCUCGCAAACACCCCCGUCUAAACACCGGAACGACAAUGAAAUCAACCCGCAGAGCUCCAACUGCCCCUCCACUCCCAACCAACCAACAAUCCUCCCACCCAUCCCAACCACCAACCGUUCUCACACCAUCUCAAGACGAAAACAUGAGCGAUAGCGAAAACGAAGACCCAGCCAGCGCAAGCAAAGAAAACAACCCCUCCCUCUCUCCAACCCCAACCCGACAAAACCAAACCCUCACCCCACCAAGCCCUCGCAAAGCCCCCGGCAAACGACCCCUCUCCGUCCUCUCCCUCCAAUACCCAGACGAAGAUGCGGAAAUGAUGAUCAUCGACACAGACGACGACCAAGACCACCACAAUAACCACCCAUCAACCUCCGACCAAAACAUAACAGCAAACACAAUUACCCACCACCCAAAUACCCGCUCCCGCUCUCGCUCCCCGCGCAAAUCUCCAAAACGCAUCUUCCUCAGCAAACAACCCCUACCACCACCCACCCCGCAAACAAUCCCCCCCUUCCGACUCAGAGAUGACCUGCAAAUCUACGAAGACGUCCCAGACCGCACUGUCUCCGAUUUCUCAUCUCGUUUCGGAACUGCUCCUGCUCUCGGGAUGCCACACAAUGUCCACGAAUUACCAAGCCCGCACCGCGGUGAUACAGCACGAGCACCUCUCCUCCUCAACGCCAAAACAGGAAUCAAGCCCAUCCCAUCCCUCACGGCUCCGAUCCAGAAGUUAGUGAAGAAGGGUCCUUCCGGCACUCGAAAGGGUGCUCCGAAGGCGAAGCCCAGGAUCGGUGUGCGGAGACUUUGA
Messenger RNA from Penicillium manginii, 1389 nucleotides. Its product is annotated as putative ubiquitin conjugating enzyme E2. The transcript is spliced from 3 exons. NCBI's taxonomy places the organism in Eukaryota, Fungi, Ascomycota, Eurotiomycetes, Eurotiales, Aspergillaceae. The record is from RefSeq and is a predicted model, not a curated record. The coding region runs from base 1 to 1389 and encodes 462 amino acids.